AUUUUAGGCUACGGAGACAUGAAAACAACCAGGAGGUAUAUUUUGAGAUAUCGAGUAGCUGAUUAUCUAGGCUGUUGGGAGGAAACAGAAUGAAGCGAUGCGUUUCAAAAAUGUUUUAUUCUUAUAAAAAUACGCUGCAUCAACUGUUAUUAUAGGAGUAUUAUGGUGAGACCGGACAGAGUGGUAGGCUAUUACAUAGUCAAAUAUGCAUGUAUUAAAAUAAAAUAGCUAUUGCUGUAACAUACUCUCACCAAGACCCAUUUUAACAGUGUAAUCGUUUCUUGGGCAAUGCGGCUGUGAUAUAGCCUAAACCAGACCCUUCCAAAUCCCCCCUCCCAUCCUAUUUCUACAACUAGUCGACUCGUUGCUUCGACAAAGGCAGCACGUAAUCAGCGUGUGCGCAACAGCACACACCAAGCACAGAAAACAACCGACAGCAAAUCUGUUGCAACCAGUCAAGGCCCAGGGUUGCUUUCCAUCAGUACGACUGACAUAACCUGCCCCUGGCUUUCCCCAGAAAAGAAGGGUUUUAGUUGUUGUAUCGCAGAGACGCUGGUAUCGUGGAGGCAUGGCAGAUGCGGAGUUACAAACCUUUACCUCUAUCAUGGACGCGCUGGUUCGCAUUAGUUCCAACAUGAAGAGUAUGGAACAGGAGCUGCAUUGCCCGGUGUGUGAUGAGAUGGUGAAACAGCCCAUCCUCCUGCCAUGCCAGCACAGUGUGUGUCUGCUUUGUGCGGCUGAGGUGUUGGUACAAAGGGGUUAUCCUCCUCCAGACCUCCCUCCAGAGCCCAACUCCCCCGCAUCCACGCCCAACACUCGCUCCCCACGGCAGGCACGAAGACCCACACCCAGGACCCCUGAUCGCCUGGAACGUGUCCUCAGAACAGGUGGUCACAUUUUCUCCCCUAUAUCUCUAUCCAUGUUUCUUUCUCCUUCAUCUUCUCUCCUCUACACCUGCAUACUUCUCCCAGUGUGCGGGACAUACCCAGGGCGGAGGCGGAAGGAUGCGGCCCCUCCCCCCAUGUUCUUCCCAUGUCCUUCCUGUCAGCAGGACGUGGAGCUCGGAGACAAAGGCCUGACAGACUGCCUCCGCAACCUCACACUGGAGCGGAUUGUGGAGAGGUACAGGCACACAGUAAGUCUGGGCAGCGUAGCCAUCAUGUGUGGUUUCUGUAAGCCUCCUCAGUCUCUGGAGGCUACUAAGGGCUGUGCUGACUGCAAGUCCAACUUCUGCAACGAGUGUUUCAAACUCUACCACCCCUGGGGAACCCCUAGAGCUCAGCAUGAACACAUUUUACCUACCAACAACUUUCGGCCAAAGGUCCUAACGUGCACAGAGCACGAGCAGGAGAGACUGCAGUGGUACUGCCGUAACUGCCAGAGGUUACUGUGCCCACUUUGUAAGCUUCGUCGUGUCCACCAUGGACACAAAGUGUUGCCUAUAGCACAGGCAUACCAGGCCCUCAAGGACAAGGUUACCAAGGAAGUCAACUUCAUCCUGGCCAACCAGGAGACAAUACAGAGUCAGAUCACUCAACUGGAAGCUGCCAUCAAACAGAUGGAGGCAAAUAGCUCAGUGGCUCUGCAGCAGCUGACCCACUGUAUCCGAGAGCUGGGAGCGGCUGUAGCGGAGCGUCAGGGGGCUUUGGCUCUGGCCCUGGAGGGAUCCCGCAGUAGGAGGGAGGAGGCACUGUCUGCUCAGGUCUCCGAGAGGCGAGGCCUGCUGGAGCACGCGGGUCUGAUGGCCUACACACAGGAGCUGCUCAAGGAGACUGAUGCACCUUGCUUUGUACAGGCUGCCAGAGUCACUCACAGCAGGCUGGUGAAGGCCAUAGAGAACCUCCAGUGCUUCUCUCUCUCUGCCGAUCCGUCCUUUAGACAUUUUCACCUAGAUGCAUCCAAAGAGGUCAAGCUCAUCCAUGGCUUGGAGUUCAUACGUGCCCCACUAGCUCCAGUCAUUGACACUCAGAAGACACUUGCUUAUGACCAGCUGUUUUUGUGCUGGCGCCUCCCUCAGGACUCGGCUCCAGCUUGGCACUUCUCUGUUGAAUACCAGCGACGGGCAGGAGGAGCUGCAGCGACAUGGGGCGGCACCAGAUCCCCUAAUGCUGCAACGGCAUGGCAGCGUCUGGAUGAAGUGAGAGGGACCAGUGCUGUGGUUGAUCGACUGCAGAUGGACAGUGUGUAUGUGCUCAGGGUGAGAGGCUGCAACAAGGCCGGGUUUGGAGAGUACAGUGAAGAAGUUUACCUCCACACUCCACCAGCAUCUGUAUUGAGUUUCUCCUUGGACUCACGCUGGGGGUUGCAUGCUGACAGGCUGGCAUUGGGUAAGGGCCAAACCUACGCCCGCAGUGUGCCAGGCCUCUCCCUCCUGCAGGCCGCCGACCGCACACUCACUUCUUGCCAUUUGACUUCUGACCUGCUGGUGGCCGACUUGGCUGUCACUCAGGGCAGACACUACUGGGCAUGCUCGGUGGAGCCUGGUUCCUACCUGGUAAAGGUGGGAGUAGGGCAGGAGACUAAGCUACAAGAGUGGUUUCAUCUCCCUCAGGACAUGGCCAGCCCUCGCUGCGACCCAGACAGUGGCCACGACAGUGGGGCAGAGGACGGCCAGGACUCUCCUCCCUUCUGCUUCCUCACAAUGGGCAUGGGCAAGAUCCUGCUUCCUCAAGGACAUGGUCACAGUCAGAGCCAGGGGGACUGCCAGAGCCAGGGGGGAGUGCACUCCCACAGUAGCAGCCAUAGUAACCUGCCUCACCCUCAUACUACUCCUCUGCCACCCCGACUAGGAGUGUGUCUGGACUGUGACAAAGGACGUGUAACCUUCUAUGAUGCCCACUCGUUGCGGAUCCUGUGGGAGGGACACGUAGAUUGUUCAGCUCCAGUGUGUCCGGCCUUCUGCUUUAUUGGCGGAGGAGCCCUGCAGCUGCAGGACCUUGUGGCCAAUCGGAGCAUCGAGGAGCCGCCGCCACGGAGGGUAACUAUCCAAACGCGUGCAACAAAUCUCAGCAAAUAACUUGUGGUGAGACAGCAGUUUAUGAGCACAGUUCACUCAGUGUUUAAAGUUUUUCUCAUGUCUGUAGCGUUAAAGGUGGUUUAUAUUCACCACUUAAUGUGAGUUGAUAAUGAAUUGCCUUGAUCCUGUCAAACUUUGAUACUUGAUUGAACUGUCACUUCUAAAUGUGGUUACAUUCUUUCCUUUCAGUGUGAUUUUUGAGAUCGGACUAUAAAUAUUAAAUGUUCUUUUGCAUUUGCACUUGGCCAGAAAAUAUCAAAACUCUCUUUUGGCUUUAUUUAUUUAUCAUUUUUUCCUGCUUUCUUUCUCCUGGAUUUUGCAGUGCUCCUAUGGACAUUGUGGCUGAAGUGAUUUUAGACUAUGCAGAAUUCUAUUGACAGGGUGAGUUAAAAACCUUUAUAACAGGUUAAAAAUCUGUUUGCAAUGUAAGAAAAAUUAGCUCUCCUUUUACACUUGUCUUAAUUUGUCCAAGAAUGAUCGGACAACAAACGUUGCAUGCAAGUGUAACUAGGAUUAAUAACUUACAUAUAUGCAGAUAACUGACUGUCACCAUGUAAAAGUACCUCAUGUGUACUGUAUGUCUAAUUUUAUAUCUUGAUUUUUUUUAUGUAGCCUCAACAAGUGUUAACAAUGUGUAUAUAAUUCAGAAUUAGAGAAUGUGAAUAUUCUUCGGUUGUUGAAUUGUAAAGUUUGGCUGGCUCAUGUCAGGACUUGUGUGGCGUUUCGGCUGGGUAAACAUGCUCACAGUUGCCUCAGUGUUUUCAGAUUACAAGAGAAAAAAUAAAAAAGGUUCUGAGGAAUAAUGUUCUCAUUAUGCUGUUUAAAUUAAUAACGUGAAUACAUGUCAGUGCUUUACAUUUUGACAAAAGUUAAAAAUGUCAAUGGCCUACCUGUCCAGUAUUAAACUGUGGUGUUUGAGUGAUUUGCGCAUACAUAUUAAUGAUGAGAUGUGAUGUUAAAGGAAGUGGAUAGAUGACAAGGUAACCAGCUAAAGUAGACUAAUCAGAAGAGGUCUAUUUUAUGGACUGUGGUUUACUUUAAAUUUGAUUUUUUUUUUUUUAGCUUUUGUUGUUCCUACUGCAACUGACAGUAGCUCUUUUAUUUACUGACUAAGCUAAUUCGCAGUUAUCUUUGGGAAAUGUUAAGAGCCCAGUUAUGUAUCAUUUCAAUGCAAGAGAUUGUCUAUAUUGUAAUAUUUUCAAACCGACUGGCUCUGACUGUAUUUUGAUAUCUGGUGUGUAUGUGUGUGUAUGUGACUGGCUGUGACUUCCAUGCUUUCUGUUGUGUGUAUGUGUGUGUCCUGUCUUGAAUGACUUGUCUAGUCUCCUCUACUUGUGUUACAGCACAGCACUUGAAUGCCUUUAGACUGUAGCAUCCCAGAAAUCACAAUCUCUUAAUUUAGAUUUAGCCUUUCUGGCAGAAUGUUUCUAUCAUGUCAUGAGAACAACAAUAAAUGACUGAUAACUGUAACAUGGAGUCACUUUGUGUCAAAUAUUGACCACACUAUAUUAUCAGUAAAUGCUGUGAUGUCUUUUCUCUGCUUUCGAAAACAUAGAGGUAACUGUACAGGAGCAAUCCCCUCUUUCUCUUUAGUGUAUGUCUUCCUGUUUUGUAUUUCUGUCUUUUAAAGUUGAAUCACAGAGGACUCUGUUGUAAACCUCUUUUAUUUUCAUCAUCGCCUGUUAUUUUCCCACCCUUCAGCCAAAAUGAUAAACAUGUUUUUGGUCAAA
This is a messenger RNA of Siniperca chuatsi (mandarin fish), 4746 nucleotides long. It is a transcript of the gene trim46a, whose product is annotated as tripartite motif containing 46a. The record is from RefSeq and is a predicted model, not a curated record. The transcript is spliced from 12 exons. Lineage: Eukaryota; Metazoa; Chordata; Actinopteri; Centrarchiformes; Sinipercidae. Bases 569 to 3016 code for a protein of 815 amino acids. Gene Ontology annotation, molecular function: zinc ion binding; protein binding.